Messenger RNA from Gaeumannomyces tritici R3-111a-1, 2100 nucleotides. RefSeq lists its product as hypothetical. Gene Ontology annotation, molecular function: oxidoreductase activity, acting on the CH-CH group of donors. Lineage: Eukaryota; Fungi; Ascomycota; Sordariomycetes; Magnaporthales; Magnaporthaceae. Bases 281 to 1297 code for a protein of 338 amino acids. Gene Ontology annotation, cellular component: membrane. The transcript has 3 exons. Gene Ontology annotation, biological process: lipid metabolic process. The record is from RefSeq and is a predicted model, not a curated record.
AGAACGCUAGCGGGUUGCGACGCCGAUCAUGUUCGAUGCCAAUGACGACUAUGCAGCCAUUCAGAUCGCCAAGUCGUCGGCGAUUUCGGUGAUUUCGGUGUUUCUGCUAGGUUCUUGACAGCGCUGCGGGCAGCAACUCCAAACCAGCAUCCUCAAAGUUGAAGCUAGCCUUGUGCAUGAGGCUGGGAUUGAUCGCCUGUCAACGACCAGGAGUUGGGGAGAAAAAUAACUUGUUCGUGCCAAUCGCCUACCAGUUGACGACCUUGGGAAUCGCGCCAGGAUGUCGUCGCCCGUCCGCGUGCUCGAUGACUACUACUUGGCCAUCACCCUUUUGGUGACGGUUGCGUACCAGCUCUUCUUUUUUUGCAUCGCCUUUUCCUUCAAGUUCGACAAGCUCACAGACUUCGCCGGCGGCACCAACUUCGUGGUGCUGGCCAUCCUCACCCUCGCGCUCAGCGGCGGGCCCGACGCGCGCCAGCUGGCCGCCUCGGUCUUCCUGGGCGCGUGGGGCCUCCGCCUGUCGGCCUUUCUGCUCUUCCGCAUCCUCAAGACGGGCAAGGACGACCGCUUCGACGACAAGCGCGACCGCUUCUUCCCCUUCCUGGGCUUCUGGGUCUUCCAGAUGCUCUGGGUCUGGCUCGUGUCGCUGCCCGUCACGGUGCUCAACUCGCCCGCCGUCCGGGCCUGGGGCGGCCAGCAGCAGCCGCCCUUUGGCUCCACCGCCAGGGACGUCGCCGGCACGGUCCUGUUCGCCGUCGGCUUCGUCAUGGAGAGCGUCAGCGACGUCCAGCGGUACCUGUUCCGCUCGCGCAACAAGGACGCCGCCGCCGUCUGCGACAAGGGCUUCUUUUACUUUUCAAGGCACCCCAACUAUUUUGGCGAGAUCAUCAUCCAGUUUGGCAUCUUCACCAUCGCCGUGUCGCCGGCCGCCGACGGCCCCGUGAGUGGUCCCGCCUUCUCGGCGCUCUACGCCACCAUCCUGGGCCCCAUCUUCUUGACGGUCCUGCUCCUCUUCGUGUCGGGCCUGACGCUCCAGGAGCGGCCCGGCGCCAAGAAGCGCCACGAGAAGGGCGGCGAGGUCUGGGGGAACUACAGCCGGUACCUCGAGCGCACCAGCAUCCUCAUCCCACUCCCGCCACAGCUGUACGAGAGGGUGCCGACGUUCCUCAAGCGCACCGUCCUGCUCGAGUGGCCCAUGUACGUCUUCGACCCGGCCAAGCACUCGGACGAGGCCCGGUCGUCCUCGCAGGUGGACGAGGAGCGUGCCAAUAUUAGAGAUCGUGGACAGGCGCAGUAAUACCGUGAUGCGAUGGAGUCGAGAUCUUUGUAAUGAUGUAUCAAACACAUUCCAUCUCACCUUUUGGCUACCAGAGAUCCGCCUUGAUAUCACCAAAUAUUCUAGAAGCUUCUUUUGCUCCAUCUAGACGUGCACCAUCUCGUGCAACGCACUAUCCGGUGUCGCAUCCGCACUCGAGGCGUCGCGCAGCUGACGGGCUCGCUCGGCUUGUUCGGCCUCUUCAUCCAGCUCCCAGCCGUUGCCCUGAAGCGACCGGGACGGGGUGUCGGGCUGGCUCAGCGAUUCCUGGGUCUCGCUGGAGGACCACUCCGAGUGAGACUCGCUCCCCUGUGACGGCUAGGUUAGCUUUCUGCUUGUGGUCGAUUCGAUAAUAUUGAAGGCCCGUGGUUUAGAGCACUGUGGGUGGGACAUGGAAAUUGAGAAUCAGACUUGCCUCGGGGAUUGGUACCAUGGCCGAUCGAGUCCCUGGCGUGUUACGAAAGAGUCAGGGGAUUUACACAAGUUUAGGGCAGGAUGAUGUAUUGCAAGGUACCACGAACAUAUGUGGACCGCCUUUUUCCAGUCGAGGCCGCUGAUACAGCCGCCUUUUAUCGAGACCACAUUCUUGGUCUGACCCGUGUUUGGCCAUGUUAGCAUAGUGCCCGCGAAGAGUUUUGGACUCGAGAAAGUGAAGGAGAGAAACCCACCGGCGUUGUGUGAAUCAUCCGUGUGCCGCAAACCUUGCAAAAGUAGCUGUUUCCACUCAGUUCGUGACCAUGACGGGAAAAUCACAUGUCGAAUGCAAGGGAAAGGUGUCAUUUAUA